UCUAUGUGUACGUUUCUUAUUGGAGAGAAAGUCUAUGUAUACGUUUCUUACUGGAGAGAAAGUCUAUGUAUAGUUCUCAUUGGACAGAAAGACAGAACAUCUACGUGUACGUUUUUCAUAGCACAGAAAGUUCAUGUGUAGGUUUCUCAUUGGGCAGAAAAAAGUACAUACUGUGUAUGUUCUGGUCGACCAUGACAUUGACAACAAUCGGCGAGAGGGCGCCACCAGUCACUGACCUGGAGUAUAUCUUCACCGGCAUCACUUUCUUGGUGGGGGUGUUUGUGUUCGCAGCCGUUGUUGGCAAUGUUGGUGACGUCAUCAGCAACAUGAACGCCGCCAGACGAGAUUUUCAAGCCAGAAUGGAUCAAAUCAAGUUCUACAUGAACCAUAGACAAGUUCCACAACAACUCCAGACCCGCAUCAAGAGAUGGGCAGAGUACGCCUGGGACAGGACGAAGGCGAUGGAUGAGCCGAGUGCCUUACAGUUCCUGCCUGACAGACUGCGCACAGAGGUGGCCAUCCAUGUCCAUCUUGAUGUCCUCAAGAAGGUGUCCAUCUUUGGCGAGUGCGAGGAGGGCUUGCUGCGUGAGCUGGUCCUGAAGCUGAAGACGCAGAUCUUCUCCCCGGGAGACUACAUCUGUCGCAUCGGCGAGAUCGGCAGGGAGAUGUACAUCAUCAACCACGGACAAGUGGAGAUCCUAUUUCCGGACUUUGAAACUGGGAGCAGGAUUCAAGUGGUGGUCAUGCAGCCUGGCAACUUCUUUGGGGAGAUAAGCCUGCUGAAGUUGGACGAUGGCCAGAAUCGACGUACUGCGGAUGUCAGGUCUAUAGGUUUUUCAGAACUGCUGUGUUUGUCCCGCCGUGACCUCAUUGUGGCGUUGACCGAAUAUCCGGAAGCUAAAAGGAUUUUGGAGGAUUAUGCCAGACAACGGUUUAACCACACCAGGAAGUUAUCACCGCCAGAGACAGAAGACUGCAGACCUGUCUCAGCCCCGGUCUCGUGUGUUUCCAGUCACAAGAAGAGGUCAGCGAGAAAGGUCUUCACGAAGGUCAUGAGACAGGGAGGCUUCUCCAAGCUGUUGAAGAAUGCUGCUAGAA
This is a messenger RNA of Candidula unifasciata, 1098 nucleotides long. The record is from the annotation of a GenBank genome assembly. NCBI's taxonomy places the organism in Eukaryota, Metazoa, Mollusca, Gastropoda, Stylommatophora, Geomitridae.